Rhipicephalus sanguineus (brown dog tick) is the source of this 3794-nucleotide messenger RNA. It is a transcript of the gene Faf2, whose product is annotated as FAS-associated factor 2. The transcript is spliced from 12 exons. The record is from RefSeq and is a predicted model, not a curated record. Lineage: Eukaryota; Metazoa; Arthropoda; Arachnida; Ixodida; Ixodidae. The coding region runs from base 51 to 1400 and encodes 449 amino acids. Gene Ontology annotation, molecular function: ubiquitin binding. Gene Ontology annotation, cellular component: endoplasmic reticulum.
CAGAAAUCGAGAAAUACGCUGGUGUCUAUGUUGCUCGCCAGGUGACGCAAAUGGUCAUUGUAAGCAAAAUGGCGGAAAGCAAUGACUUGUCAGCAUCCCAAACAGAGAAACUGUUACAAUUUCAGGAUCUCACGACGAUAGAAGACCUCGAAAGGUGUCGAGAAAUACUGGACAGGCACAACUGGGACCUCGAGGUCGCCGUUCAAGACACGUUAAACAUCCAGGAAGGCGCACCGUCCGUCUACUCGCCACCUUCUAGUCGGCAGCCAUCGGUCGUGGUCGAUCAUGCGGACCAAAGGUUAUUCUACUCUGUCCAGAGUUGGCAGCCCAGUGGUCUUCUGGGAUGGGGCAAAUUCAUCAUCACCUUCCCUUUCUCCUUCUUCUACAACACCUUGUUAAACAUCAUCCGGUAUGCGUGGAGGAUAAUUUGGCCAGGACCAAGAAGAUUGGGUACAGAUCCCCUGGCUGAUGUGCUGAACUUCAUUCAGACCUUUGAGACAAGAUAUGGGAGCAAUCAUCCAGUCUUUUACCAGGGCACAUACAGCCAGGCCUUAAAUGAUGCAAAGCGUGAGCUGAAGUUCCUUCUCAUAUACCUGCAUGGUGAUGACCACCAAGACACACCGACGUUUUGCAGGAACGUUCUGUCCCACCAGCCACUAAUAGACUUCAUCAACGGACACAUGCUGUUCUGGGCGUGUUCCGUCAACCACUCCGAAGGUUACCGAGUGUCACAGGCACUUCGGGAGAACACAUACCCAUUCCUGGCCAUGAUAGUGUUGCGGGACCACCGUAUGACGGUGGUCGGCCGUCUCGAAGGCCUCAUGGAGCCGGACACGGUCUUGUUGCGGCUUCAGCAAAUCAUGGUCGACAACGAAGCUGCUCUCAUCACGGCACGCAUGGAGAGGGACGAGCGAUCCUUGACGCAGAGCUUGCGGCAGCAGCAGGACGAGGCGUACCAGGCCUCGUUGCUCGCCGACCAGGAGAAGGAGAGGCGGCGACUCGAGCAGGUCAAGCGUCAAGAGGAGGAAGAGCAGCGCCAGCGGGAGCAGGCUCUCCAGGAGCAGCAGAGGAAAGAGGAGAUUCAGCGUAUGAAGCUGGAGCUCGUGGACCAGAUCCCUGAGGAGCCGCCUGAUUCGGACCCUGGGAGCAUCCACCUCGUCAUCAAACUUCCAACGGGAACCCGUCUCGAGAGGCGGUUCAGGCGGACACAGUCACUCAAGUAUCUGUACUUCUACGUGUUCUGCCAAGCGGACGCGCCCAACAGCUUCGAGAUCAUCACAAAUUUCCCGCGGCGGACACUGCCCUGUGAGCCCACACACGAGUGCCCCGAGCCGCCAAGUUUUGCCGAGAUUGGACUCGGGAAGACAGAGACUGUGUUUGUCCGCGACCUGGACGCGUGAGCAUCAUCAGACUGCACCCGCCAACCUAGGGUUUUUUUUCUCUCUUGCCGCUGCCACUGCUGCUGCUAUUGGUUCCUUCCGUUCUUUACCCUCCCAGCGUAGCUGGCAACUGUUGGCUGUGCGCGACUACAAGCCAUCCAUUAUUUUUUUUUGUCUUCGUUCUGGGCUUUAGUUGUUGUCACGAGACCUUGUUCACUCUCAUACUAUGCGCAGUUAUAAACUGAGAGUUUGCUCUCGGGUCGCCUUGGAGCUCUCUUAGAGUUCUUUUUUUUUUUUUUUUUUUUCGCGGGAUGGAGACAUGGUGAGGAACAAAAACAAUAGAGUUACGCACGCUAAUGCGUCGAGAGGGUUUUUUUUUGUUUUCCUCGUAGCCUCCUUUCUACAGUUUUGCGACGUGUGAAUUGCACGGUGAGGUACCGCAGGCAUGUCGCCGCUCAAACUGCACAGCUCCGCCACUGGGAGGUGCACAGCACCACUCAUGACCUGGCAAAUGUUGUUAACGAGCCGCGUAAUUUUUUGGUGACCCUGUUUGUUUGUGAUAAGGAUGCAGGCAUGCAGCAGCAACUUCCUUUUAGUUAAGAACCAUUUUUUCGUUUUUUUUAUAUAGUAACGGAAGUCAGUGCAGGUUCACCUGAAUGGUGGUGAAGUUCAUCGAUAAUAUGUAGAUAUCAAUGGAGGGUCACCAAACGUGAUGGACGAUCGGUGCCCGUUUAUUGUGCACAAAACCGUAGAAAGGGGGCUUCUUUUUUCGUUCAUCUCCUCUACCAGUUUCAGUUCAUUGGAAGAUGACGGAAAAACAUGGUUAAGUUCAUGGGUGAACUCUACACUUGAACUACCUUUGUUAACCUGUUUUUCUCGUGUUGUCUGGGUAGUAUUCCUGCUGUUUGUAAAGGAGAAAGAGAUAUCUGCUUUGGCUUCCAGCAAACCGCUGAGGUAUGUAUACAGCACAUGCCAGUUUUAGGAUUUUUCUUUGUUACUUUUGGAUGACAAGCAAACAUUUCCAUGACACUUGAUGUCUUCUUUUUUUCCUAUGUGUCUGAAUUUAAUGACAGGUAGCAUUUCUCACAGAAACGGGAAAAAAAAAAUUGUGUUCGCCAGUCUAACUGUGACAAGGUGCUCCGCAGGAAAGUGUUCAUUGUUUUUCCCCGAGGCAUUUAAUUACCGAAAGCCGCAGGCCAAGCUGGCCCAAAAACUUCGUAUCGGUUCCAUAACCACUUUGGCUUGACGCUAGCCGUGCAUAGCUCGAAAGGAGUCUUUUCUCGUCGCUUACUGGUUGAAAAAUUCUUACGACAAAGGCUUAACGGUUAGAUUGGUGUGAGCCAAGACGUGGUGGACAAGAUCGAGAAGAGGUUGCCGGUGUGAAUUGAUAAACAUGCAGAAAUAAAUUGUAAGAAAAAUAUAUAUACACGUUUGGUCAAGGGAUGGCAGCCUGCCUCAGAAACGGUGCGAGCUGCAUUGCGUCGAGCUAGAGUUGACUUCGAGUUGUGUGUUGCGGUAUUAUCAUGCUUAUGGCGUUUUUUUAUUGUUGGUUUGACAGCGAUGUCUGUGUUACAAAAAGACAUAAUUGGAAGACAUGCUGAUGUUGUAGUGACGAAACCCUGCUUUGAGUUGACCUCUGGAUGACGGGUUCUGCCACAGAAAUUCCCGUCACUACAAUGUUGUACUGCAGCACUGCAUCCCAAAGCAACCGUAUUUUAUUAAAUUACAAUGAAAUAUGUUUUGCUUUGUUAAUAAACCAAUUUCAAAGCCCAGCAUGUCACUCUUAUAUGUCCGACAAAAUAUGCACAAUUUAUUUUCUUUCUUGGGAAAAAGAAAUUUCUAAUGAGUGCAUAUGCAGUCUAACCGUGCAUACUUAGUUAAUUACAUUGUUGAAUAUGGUACGCUAUAGUGUGCACAAUGCAAAGAUGACAGUGCGGCAUCUAAUUUGAUGAACCUCGUGACUCCCGCAUCUCUGCGACUCUGACCUUGUGGUGUUGUGAAUAGAAGAUGUGAAAUUUGUGAGAUAGGUCUUUUUUGUUUCUUCCUUGAAUUUUUACUACUACAGGAUUCAUUUGUUUCAAGCGUGUUUGUUGUAGCUUUGUCGCGAUUGCGCCAAGUACUCUGGAGAGCUGCAUUUUGAAAAAUGCGGGCACAUUUCAUUUGAACUCCUUCGACGCCAUGCUCUUUAGGUUCCUUCUUUUCUUACUGUCGUCAGCACCGGGCAGCAUGAUGUAAUUAUUUAUAUGGAGAAGUAUCUACAAGAUAUAUAGGAGGGAGAGAGGGUAAAGCUUUGUGGCGUCUUUUGAGGGCAAGCAGUGCACCGGUUGUGUGUUGCCCAGCUACUGAUUUUGAUGUAGCCACGAGCUCAGCUGAUGUGCCUGAUUUUUACAUCAAUAAAAAAAACAGAAUAAUGUA